Pseudoliparis swirei is the source of this 2167-nucleotide messenger RNA. RefSeq names its product poly (ADP-ribose) polymerase family, member 16 (gene parp16). Gene Ontology annotation, molecular function: NAD+ poly-ADP-ribosyltransferase activity; kinase binding; protein serine/threonine kinase activator activity. NCBI's taxonomy places the organism in Eukaryota, Metazoa, Chordata, Actinopteri, Perciformes, Liparidae. The transcript has 7 exons. Gene Ontology annotation, cellular component: endoplasmic reticulum tubular network; intracellular anatomical structure; membrane. Gene Ontology annotation, biological process: endoplasmic reticulum unfolded protein response. The coding region runs from base 93 to 1079 and encodes 328 amino acids. The record is from RefSeq and is a predicted model, not a curated record.
GCUAUUUCUCCGGAGUGUGAACGCGGCAGUCCGUUAAGCUAAUGUUAGCGCUUCCUGCAGGGCUAUGAGUUGAGCGAGACUGAGUGCUGGGAAUGCAGCCACCGCUCCCACCUGAGGCCGUCCGAGAGCUGGUGUGCUCCUGUCUGCACAGAGACCCGGUAGCAGCAGACCUCCGCUGCAGCCUGUUUGUUGCUUCUGCACAGAACUACAAGAGGGACUCUUUGCUCCGACCCUUCCCCCCGAGAUACAUAAGUGGUGACAAUAAGAACUUUGAGGAGCUGUUGGCCGAUGUGCAGUCUUUGCCUGGUGUGAGGGAGCUAGUGAGACUACGACCCCGAGAUGGAGAUCAUCAUCUGGCUCUCACACACUGGAUUCUCUCGUCGAAGAGCUUUGCUGUUAAGACCCUACAGAAAGAUGAGUAUGCCAAACUUUGUAACCUGACGGAAAAUGAUUGGCUUUCUGCGCCGGUGCCUGACUUCCUGUUUGAGUUGGACUACUGUGAUCAGAUGAACGCCAGGUUUGAGAAGAUGAGAGAAGGUAGAGACGUCUUCUAUGCGUUCCACGGGAGCCGCCUGGAAAACUUUCACUCUAUCAUUCACAACGGGCUGCACUGCCACCUCAACAAGAACUCUGUGUUUGGAGAGGGGACCUACCUCACCAGUGACCUCAGCAUGGCGGUCCUCUACAGUCCCCACAGCAGCGGAUGGCGAGAGAGUCUUCUGGGUCCGCUGCUCAGCUGCAUUGCCAUGUGUGAAGUCAUCGAUCACCCGGAUGUUAAGUGCCAGGUGAAGAAGAAAGAUUCUGAGAUUAUCGACCGUCGGCGCUCGAGAGCAAAGAACAGCGAAGGAGGGGACGUACCGCAGAAGUACUUUGUGGUCACCAACAAUCAGCUUCUGCGAGUCAAGUACCUGCUUGUGUACUCUCAGAGGAAGCACCUGUCUAGACGUUCCCACGGUACCUCCUGGCUCCUCAGACACCAUUUUGCCAUCAUGAUGAGUCUCUACUUUCUGCUGCUCAUAUUUAUCGGUGCCGUCAACUCCACCACCUUCGUAUCCUUUUGGAACCGACUGUUGAGGUGACAAUACUUGACGGUUUAUUAUCCACAGUGCCUUCCUGAUCAGAGACUGACUGGAGGCCGGAACAAAGAUAAUGUCUGAUGCACCUCUUGUACUGACCUCUCUCUACAAUCAUUCUUACAUCUGCAAAUAACCACACUUGCUUUUAUUCCAAUACAACAUAUGUUUUCAAAGAGCAAAUAUUGGGAUCAUGCUGUGUAUUCAUUUAUUUUAAAUGGAUAAUGAGCCUAUUUUGCAUUAUAAAAAUGUUAUGCAAUGUGUCACCUGUAAUCAGUUUGGUUUAUUAAACAUUUUGUUUUUUAGAUGAGAUCUGUAUGUCUUAGUUCUAAAGAUUUAAAAGAAAAAAAUACAUAAUUUUGUUUAAAUAACAUUAAGCGUUAAGUUCUCUUUUUGGCUCGUCAUGUAUUCAAGGUGCAGUGUGCAAGAUAUGGCGCCAUCUGGUGUUUAUAAAAAUGUGAACAGCUUCCAAUGUUUGUCCUUUUAUGGGCUACAAUAAACACGUGGCGGCUCGAUGAGGAUGACCGACUCCCUAUGUAAAUAAUAUAAACGUCUCAUACUGAGGUCACGUAAACACAAAACAGUUUAUAUUUACAGGUAAAUUAUCCACUAAAGAAAACACACUUGAUACUAUUAUAUUCCAUUUCUGCCAAUAUAUCUUCCUAAAUGCUGCACACUUAUCCUUAAGUACUGAUAAUUAUUAGCACAUAACUGAUCACAAUGACUCAUUAGUGUCAGUGAUGCCUGGCAGUCAGCUGAUCUGGCACUAAUGUCAAUGUUCUUACUUUAUAAUGAUGUCAUUGUGCAUCACUCAGUUAUGGGUAGGGACCUUUUUUACAAACUCAUGAUUUUAGUGUAAUCUGAUGGGCUUAAAUAAAGGAAAAUAUAUAAGGGUAAUUUGUUUUGUGCUGACAUACUGUAUUUAUAAUGAUGGAUCAUAGAAAGGCCACUGAUAAGCUCACUCAUAAUGAUUUAGGAUAUGCUUUUAUAUCCUUAUAUUAGUAGAUGGAAUAAAAUGUGUCUGGUAGAAAACGGUUCUGAACAUUUGUUACAAUCUUGUACACUAAUAAAGCAAUACCUUUUGAUUUACUUUA